UCUGUCAACUCCCAGUGAGCCGGGAGACAAACAGGAAGUGCUCUCACCAUGUGUGGGGGGCGGGGCUAAGUUUCUUACUUUCACUGGAGAGCAGCGCUGCUACCUGUCUGUCUGGGGAUAAAGGAGAGAAGCUGCCGCUUGUGCCUGUGCGUUUUCUCAAAGUGGCUGGCAUCUCCCUGUGUGAAACUUACUGAUGUUUAGGAGUCCGAGGUUUCUGGUGGUGUAUCUGCUCUUUACAUCCUUGGCUAAUUGGCACUGAAACCAGCUGAAAAUCCACACAGUUUACAGUGGUUUACAUUUAUAAAUGCAACAGGAGCUGCAGUGCAGAGUGAGGAAUCGUUACACAAGAAAUUGUGUUCUUGAAACAUACUAACGUAAGCAAUGAACAGUGAAGCGGAUGAGCAACUUUUGCACGAUGCCAGGAAUGGAAACCUUGAAGAAGUGCGGGAACUUUUGGAAAGCAACAGGAAAGGACAAAUUGUUGUAAAUAUUAAUUGCAAAGGUCAAAGUAAAUCUAAUUUGGGAUGGACACCUCUUCACCUUGCAUGCUAUUUUGGACAUGGGCAAGUGGUUAAAGACUUGCUGAUGGCUGGAGCUGUUGUCAAUGUUCAGAAUGAUAUGGGAGAUACACCUCUGCAUCGUGCUGCCUUUACAGGGCGUAAGGAGCUUGUCAUGCUGCUGUUGGAGUACAGUGCAGACACUACUGUAAUUAAUGGAGUGGGGCAGACUGCUAAAGAUGUCACCCAUGACAAGGAGACUGAGACCAUGUUAGAAGCUGCUCAACGGACACAAGAAAGAAAGCUGGAAGAAAUGCUUUUGGCAGCUGCACGUGAAGGAAAUAUUUCAAGACUGUCAGAGUUGCUCAACAAACCUAAGCCCCCUGAUAUCAACUGCACUGACCAAAUUGGAAAUACCCCACUGCACUGUGCUGCAUAUCGUGGCCUUAAGCACUGUGCUUUAAAACUUCUAAAAUAUGGAGCUGAUGUAAAUGCAAAGAACAAAACAAAUCAAAGACCCAUAGAUCUUGCACACCGACUGGAAAUCAAGCAGGUUCUUCAAUCCAGAGUUGGCAAGCAUGUUCUAAGAAACCUCCAGCGAUUUGAAGGAGCACUAUGUAAGAGUUCACGAUUCUUUGGGUGGAGGGUCUUUUGGGUAGUAUUGGAGCAAGGAGUUAUUUCUUGGUAUCAAAAACAAGCUGAUGCCAUAAAUAAUACUUAUCGCCAAGGUUGCAAGCAUCUGACUCAAGCCAUCUGCACAGUAAAAUCCACAGACAAAUACUCUUUCUCUGUUAAAUGUUUUGAUGACAGCAUUCAUAACUUUAAAGUCCUGCCUAAAAAUCUGAAGCAUACAAGGGAGGACUGGUUGACUGCAAUUGAAGAACAUUCUGCAUACAGCACUCACUAUUGUUCCCAAGAUCAGUUAAGUGAUGAUGAAGAUGAGGAGUUGGUACUUGUGGGCGAUUUAAAGGAAUCCCUUGAGAAUGCUCAAACGUCUCUGCAGAGAUUGAACAAAGAAGUCUCCCUGUUCGUUGGUGGGCUCACAAAAUUGGAGAGUACGAAAGAUAUUGAUCCAAUUAUCCAUCAACAACUGACACAAGUUUCCGAUGCCUCCCAGGAUACCUACACAGCCCUAAACAAUUGCCUCAUUCUGUUCACAAAGCAAGAAGCAGUAAGGAAUUUGAAACUAGAACACGAGCAAGAGAAAAAUAAGAUCUUAUCCGGGGCAUUGCAAACACUGGCUACAGAGCACCACGAGUUGGAAAAGUCAUUUGUUAAAGGAACACCCCCAUUUCACACAAUUCUCAGUGAGGAUGAGUUCUAUGAUGCUGUUUCAGAUUCCGACUCCGAUCAUUCCUUAAGCGGAUUUGAAACUGUUACAAGUUCAUCUCCAGACGGCAGUUUAAAUUUGAGCUACAAUCAGCAAGUCAGCAUGUCUGAAGAAAAGAAACCCGGGGGAGGAGGAGGCGGCUCCACAUCUAAUGGCAUUAAAAAGCACAGAACAAGCUUGCCCUCCCCAAUGUUUUCCAGAAAUGAUUUCAGUAUUUGGAGUAUUUUGAGAAAAUGCAUUGGAAUGGCUAUUUUCUUAAGGGGAAUGUUUUCAGCAAGUCCCUAUUGCCAAAAUAAGGGGAAAAAGGAAUUGUCCAAAAUCACAAUGCCUGUUAUUUUUAACGAGCCACUAAGCUUUCUACAACGUCUCUCUGAAUACAUGGAGCAUACGUACCUCAUCCACAAGGCAAACCAGUGCUCUGAUACAGUGGAGCGGAUGCAGUGUGUAGCUGCUUUUGCAGUGUCAGCGGUUGCUUCACAAUGGGAGCGAACAGGGAAGCCAUUCAACCCACUUCUUGGUGAAACAUAUGAAUUAGUUCGUGAGGAUCUUGGAUUCCGAUUAAUUUCAGAACAAGUUAGCCAUCACCCUCCCAUCAGUGCAUUCCAUGCUGAGGGGAUAAACAAUGACUUUGUGUUCCAUGGGUCCAUUUACCCUAAACUAAAGUUCUGGGGUAAGAGCGUGGAAGCUGAACCAAAAGGAAUUAUUACUCUGGAGCUUCUCAAACAUAAGGAAUCCUACACAUGGACAAAUCCUACUUGCUGCGUACAUAAUAUAAUAGUGGGCAAACUGUGGAUAGAGCAAUAUGGCAACAUGGAGAUAACCAAUCACAAAACUGGGGAAAAGUGCAUCUUAAACUUUAAGCCAUCGAGGCUUUUUGAUAAAGAACUGCACAAAGUAGAAGGCUACAUUCAAGAUAAAAGCAAAAAGAAGCUGUGUGCUUUGUAUGGGAAGUGGACAGAAUGCCUGUAUACUACAGAUCCAGCUAGAUUUGAUGCAUUUAAAAAGAGUGACAAGAAGGAAGUAGAAGAAAAAAAGAAUUCUAAACAGGCUGGAAGUACAGAGGAACCAGAUGAGAUGCCAUUACCUGAUUCAGAAAGUGUACAGGUUAUUCCAGGCAGCACACAGCUGUGGAGAAUAGAACCUAGACCUUCCAAUUCUGCACAGAUGUACAACUUUACCAACUUUGCACUAGCCUUAAAUGAGUUUGAUAAGGAUAUGGAAGGCGUAAUCCCGAAAACAGACUGUAGGCUGCGUCCAGAUGUAAGAGCUAUGGAAAAUGGAGAAAUUGACUCAGCCAGCGAGGAAAAGAAAAGAUUAGAAGAGAAGCAAAGAGCUGCCCGGAAGAGCCGUUCCAAAACUGACGAGGAAUGGAAAACCAGAUGGUUCCACCAAGGCCCCAACCCCUACAAUGGUUCCCAGGAUUGGCUUUACUCUGGAAACUACUGGGACAGGAACUACUCCAACCUGCCAGAUAUUUAUUGAAACUGCCGCACAGGAGCGACAGACGUAUUUCCAACUGUAUCCAAUGUAGAUUUGUGUGUUUGACUCUUCCAAAAAUGCACCUUUAUAGCACUCUAAUGCUAGCCUUUAAUAUAAGCAUUCCAACCGGAUUAGUGGACGUUUUUGUAAGAAAGAGCCAGCCAAGCAAUAUUUCUGGGGUUCUAGUGAUGGUGGGAGGUUGAGCUUGGAACUUUUGCUGGCAGUGAAAUGGUAUGAUCCAGAGAAGGGGCAUCACUCUCUCAGGUGCUCUUGUCGCUGGUUAUACUGAAGGCUUGAUAUAUUUUUGAGAAAUACUAAGCACAAUUAAUAUGCAGGAUGUGAAUAAGGGCAGGGAUUUCAUUGCAAUCUUUAUGAAGAUCAUGAGCCCAUUGUUUUAUCAAGACCAGCCUUGUUUUUAUUCCUUUAAUCAUGGGGUUUACAUUACUAUUUUGUCUCCGAGUUCUAGUUAUCGUAUCGACACUUAUUUCUAGGGAUAAAAUCUUCUAUACGUGAUAUGAAAGCUUAGAUGUUGUUAAUACUAUAUAGGACAAAGUUGGCAAAAAACCUUACGGGAACCACCGAUUUUCUGAAAGAUAUUUACUCUGCGUUGUCACUUUUCAUAUAGUAGCUGAUAACUUCAUAUGUGGUGCUUAUGUGUAAUAAGAUGAAGCUGGAUUGGAAACCUUUGCUUAAACCUAAAUACGUUAUUGUUAUGCAGCACAGAGACGCUGUAUAAUGACAACCGUAUAAGGGAUAAUCCCCCUCCCUGUGGGACGUUCCGCUUGCACCAAAACCCAAUGACGGUGCCGCAGUAAAGACUGUGAGCAUCUGAAACUGAACAUCUCUCACUGAUAUACAACAUGGAUUCCACGUGUGUUUAUAUCUGUAUCCCUCUCUUACUCCAGGUGCCUGUUCUAGAUUUGCACCAUGGAAGAGCAGUAGAACUGAGAAUUCUAAUAAUUGUUUAGCAUAUAAUAAAAUAACCUUAAUUUAUCAAGUGCUGCUAAAUAAAAGCAUUUAAAAAGCUCUGAAAA
Xenopus laevis (African clawed frog) is the source of this 4340-nucleotide messenger RNA. RefSeq names its product oxysterol binding protein like 1A L homeolog (gene osbpl1a.L). The record is from RefSeq and is a predicted model, not a curated record. The coding region runs from base 382 to 3309 and encodes 975 amino acids. The transcript has 31 exons. Gene Ontology annotation, cellular component: cytoplasm; perinuclear endoplasmic reticulum; membrane. Lineage: Eukaryota; Metazoa; Chordata; Amphibia; Anura; Pipidae. Gene Ontology annotation, molecular function: cholesterol binding; lipid binding; sterol binding.